Lingula anatina is the source of this 984-nucleotide messenger RNA. RefSeq lists its product as uncharacterized. Gene Ontology annotation, cellular component: plasma membrane. The record is from RefSeq and is a predicted model, not a curated record. Gene Ontology annotation, biological process: zymogen activation. Lineage: Eukaryota; Metazoa; Brachiopoda; Lingulata; Lingulida; Lingulidae. Gene Ontology annotation, molecular function: serine-type endopeptidase activity.
AUGUGUCCAGGAAGUUACUAUGUGUACCAGCUGCCCUUAAUUUCAGGGUGCCAUUAUACAUACUGUGGUGUUCCAUAUUCCUGGAAUAGAAAUAUCCGGUUAGUGGGUGGUUCCACACCAUAUGAAGGUCGGGUUGAAGUGUUUUAUGAGAAUGAAUGGGGGACAAUUUGUAACAGAGGAAAUUGGAAUAACUUGCAUGCUGAGGCUGUCUGUGAGACACUUGGAUAUGAGUCUAAUGGCUCUAGAGUGGCAGGUGGAGGGUCAUUUGGGUCUCAUUCAGGUGUGAUAUGGCUGUCAGAUGUCGACUGUGAUGAGGGAGAGAUGUCCCUGUUCCGUUGUAGACACAGCGACUGGGGGGACACAACAGGCUGCACACAUUCACAAGAUGCAGGAGUCAUUUGUAGAAAAAAGUCUUUGGAUAUAGGCACAAGAGUGCCAUAUUUUGAGAAAUGCCAUGAAAACACUUGCUACAUUGAGGAUCCUAGUUUUACAACGGUUCAGAGUGCAAGGCAGACAUGUCAAUCAAUUGGAGGUGAUGUUGUCUUAGUUGACACAACUGAAGAGAGCACCAUACUGACUGAAAUAUGUCUAAAUAGUUCCUUUACUCCACGGAUGCUACUGCUGGGAGGAACUUACAAUACAGAUCAAUGGGUGUGGUUUACUGGAGAACCAGUAAAUCCAUCAGUCAUGUCUUGGGCAGUUGGUCAGCCUGAAGAUCCAUCCACACAGCCAUAUCUGUGUAUUGAUACCUCUACUGGUCUUUGGCAUGAUUGUACAAGUGAUUUACAGGGAGUUUUGUGUGAGAUCAAAUACCCAAUAUCCUGUUCUGAACUGGGCUGCUGCUCUGGCAAAAACAGUUCCUGUAAAGUGGAAUUACGCAGCUGUUAUUGUGAUGAACAUUGCACUAAAGCAGGAGAUUGUUGUGAAGACUAUGUGGACACCUGUAGAGGUACAAAAAAUGUGUUCCUAAAACAAUUAUUAUGA